GGCGGUUACGUCAUCAGCGAGCGCCGAGGUUACAGCGAGGACUUGAGGGAGGAGAUCGCCCCCACGCCCAAUAAGGCCUCUUCCCAUGAUCCUCUCCUUUUCUUCACCAUCUUUCCUUCUUCCCCGCAGCUGCCGCCAUGAAGGUCGAGCUGUGCAGUUUCAGCGGGUACAAGAUCUACCCCGGACACGGGAGGCGCUACGCCAGGACCGACGGGAAGGUUUUCCAAUUUCUUAAUGCAAAAUGCGAAUCAGCUUUCCUUUCCAAGAGGAAUCCUCGGCAGAUAAACUGGACUGUCCUCUACAGAAGAAAGCACAAAAAGGGACAGUCAGAAGAAAUUCAAAAGAAAAGAACCCGCCGUGCAGUCAAAUUCCAGAGGGCCAUCACUGGUGCAUCUCUUGCUGAUAUAAUGGCCAAACGGAAUCAGAAACCGGAAGUUAGGAAGGCUCAACGAGAACAAGCUAUCAGGGCUGCCAAGGAAGCAAAAAAGGCUAAACAAGCAUCUAAAAAGACAGCAAUGGCGGCUGCUAAGGCUCCUACAAAGACAGCACCUAAGCAAAAGAUUGUGAAGCCUGUGAAAGUUUCCGCACCCCGAGUCGGUGGAAAACGCUAAGUUGGCAGAUCAGAUUUUUAAAUAAAGAUCUGACUAUAACUAAA
Messenger RNA from Manis javanica (Malayan pangolin), 655 nucleotides. It is a transcript of the gene RPL24, whose product is annotated as ribosomal protein L24. NCBI's taxonomy places the organism in Eukaryota, Metazoa, Chordata, Mammalia, Pholidota, Manidae. Gene Ontology annotation, molecular function: mRNA binding; structural constituent of ribosome. Gene Ontology annotation, cellular component: cytosolic large ribosomal subunit. Gene Ontology annotation, biological process: cytoplasmic translation. The record is from RefSeq and is a predicted model, not a curated record.